Dicentrarchus labrax (European seabass) is the source of this 2932-nucleotide messenger RNA. RefSeq names its product tumor susceptibility 101a (gene tsg101a). Gene Ontology annotation, biological process: endosome to lysosome transport; protein modification process; protein transport. The record is from RefSeq and is a predicted model, not a curated record. The transcript has 10 exons. Gene Ontology annotation, cellular component: ESCRT I complex. The coding region runs from base 332 to 1504 and encodes 390 amino acids. Gene Ontology annotation, molecular function: ubiquitin binding. NCBI's taxonomy places the organism in Eukaryota, Metazoa, Chordata, Actinopteri, Moronidae.
GACCGGAAGCAGUCAGGUGGAAUACCGGAAAUUCCUUUUGUUGACUAUCACAUAUUUGUUUUUUUCGGCCUCUUUUGAGAACUAUUGAUGAGCUGCUUCUGUCUGUUCGCUACUCUCACGUAAAUCAUCGAGUAUUCGCGCGCCAGCAGCAGAGCCAUUACCCGCUCGGGACUGAAGAUCAAUAGACACCGAAUCAGUGUCGUAACUGUAGUCGGGCCCGAGGCUGGGCUAAUUUUAGCCUAGCAUCCAGCAAAGACCUGCUAGCGUCUUAAAAAGCCAGCUGUUUACUCUUUUAACUCCUAAUUCAGAACAAACAAACACUCGGAAAACUAUGGCGGUUGUCAACGAAGGUGCCCUGAAGAAGAUGCUGAAGCAAUACAAAUACAGAGAUCUGACUGUUCGUGAGAUAACGAAUGUCAUCUCCCAGUACAAGGACUUGAAGCCGCUUAUGGACGCUUACGUGUUUAAUGAUGGCUCCACAAGAGACCUGAUGAGCUUGACAGGAACUGUCCCAGUGAGCUACAGAGGCAAUGUCUACAACAUCCCAGUGUGUCUGUGGUUGUUGGACACUUAUCCCUACAACCCUCCCAUAUGUUUUGUCAAACCUACCAGUGCCAUGAUGAUAAAAACUGGCAAACACAUUGAUGCCAAUGGCAAGAUCUACCUGCCUUAUCUACAUGAGUGGAAGCAUCCGCAGUCAGACCUGUAUGGUUUGAUUCAGGUGAUGAUUGUGGUGUUUGGAGAGGAGCCUCCUGUGUUUUCUCGCCCCACCACACAAGCCCCCUACCAGGCCUUCCAAGCAGCUGGACCCCCUAACCCUUCCUACAUGCCUGGCAUGCCUGCAGUCUCCCCCUACGGCCCAAAUCCCAACCCAGGAGGCUAUCCAGGAUACCAGUACCAAGGGGGUAACUCUUACCCAGCCACUGCUGGGCCUACACACUACCCUACCCAGACUCCAGUUUCCACAGUGGGCCCGAGCAGAGAUGGCACCAUUGGCGAGGACACCAUCCGUGCAUCUCUGAUUUCAGCUGUGAGUGACAAGCUUCGCUGGAGGAUGAAGGAGGAGAUGGACAGAGCUCAGGCAGAGCUGGAUGCCCUGAAGCGAACAGAGGAGGACCUGAAGAAAGGACAUCAGAAACUGGAAGAGAUGGUCUCAAGACUGGACCAGGAAGUGACUGAGGUUGACAGGAAUAUUGAUCUGCUGAAGAGAAAGGACGAGGAGCUGAGUGAGGCCUUGGAGAAGAUGGAGAACCAGUCCGAGAACAAUGACAUCGAUGACGUCAUUGUGCCCACAGCUCCGCUGUACAAACAGAUCCUAAACCUAUAUGCUGAAGAAAAUGCAAUUGAGGACACUAUCUUCUACCUGGGAGAGGCUCUCCGCAGGGGCGUCAUAGACCUGGAGGUUUUUCUCAAGCAUGUACGCCUUCUGUCCAGGAAGCAGUUCCAGCUUCGUGCCCUCAUGCAGAAAGCCCGCAAGACUGCCGGCCUUAGUGACCUCUACUGACCCACACGACUACCUUGAAACGCAUCUUCACGCUCUCUUACUCUCUUCUCUUCCUCCUCUCUUUUAUUCCCUUUUUAAUGUCUUCUUAAAGUUCAAACAGCUGCCCUCUUUUUAAUCUCUAUAACAUCUGUUAUUGUGAGACAGAAAUCUGAACAGCUGCAACAGAGAAUCACUAAAACUACAUCUAUGAAGGAUUGGACUGUCUUGUUUAGCACAGUGGAAAUUUUAAACUGUGUAGCCACAGUUCUGGUAGGACAUCAUUUGUAUUUUGAUCUGACCAAAUACUUCCUUGAGAUCAUUAUGCAUAAACAGUCAUGACAGCAUUACUUUUGUGCCCCAACGUGAAACAAAAACCACUGUGACCACAUUGUGAACCAGUUACCGCAGUUGACACAAAAACAUGCUCAACACACAUGCCAUAUUGUAAAAGUGAGGUGCGAGUCUAUUCUGUGUUUGCUCUGUGUGUGCUUGUGGUGCAGCUGGGCUUGCGCACCGUGAGUUGGUGUGUCGACCUGUAUAUUUUGUACUCAUAGACUUUAUGGUUGCGCUGCAGGGUAGCCUACAAGUUCUGUUUGCAAUCGCUUUGGCAGACAAAGUCAUUUGGCUAGUAAGCACAAAUUGUUAGGGGGCUAGUAGAGAGAGGCUUUGUAGAGAGCCCCAUGUGUCCACGCCCUUCAUAAUGAAAAGGUUAGGCUCUGAUAUAAAUACCCAGGGCAACCUUUCAGGAAAGACAAGGGUUCAGCCUCAGGAUUUAAUGCUGUAUGUGGUCUGGGUCAUGUUCAGUAGCUAUGGAGCCAUGCUGUGGAGGUGAUGAUGAACAUGGACUUGAGCUGUUUCGUUUGUUAUUCUGUUGAUGAGCUACAUUUUGAGCUCCCAUAUCCACCUGUCCUCACUGCUAUGUGUUUUCCCCUGUUCUGUGUGUGUCUCUUUACAAUGGUAUGAGUGAGGUUCUUUCAUUGUAUGUCAGCUGCUCAGGUCUGCCCUCCGGUCUGACAGCAUUAACCAAUCCUGUACAUUGGUUGGUUUACUUUGUACAGUGUCUCUGUCUGAGGUUGACGACAGGCUUGACAUACUUUAUUCUAAAUUCUUCAUUUUUUUUUUCCUUUUUCGGUUUUCUUUGUGCUGUCCAUUCAUUCUCAGUCUUGCUGAGAGGUUUAGGUUUUCAGUAAACAUAAGGAAAAGGUUGUGAAUAAAGCCGGAGUGUACUAGGGUACAAAAAUAAAUGACUAUUGUACUAAUCAAAACGUUAACUUAUGUAAAGAUUGCAAACAGGUCUCAUUUAAAUUAGCCUUUUACUAAAUGCACUUUGACUUGUAUGAUAGAAUAUCUACUGUUAUUUUUUUCGUUUCCAUUUCAACCAUAGACCACCUGUUCUUUUAUAUCUGUAGAUUUAUGUAAAUCAGUACAAAUAAAAGAAAUCUGAUUUAA